GGCCUGCGGGGGCUGGAGCCCGGACCGCGCCGCGGGGACCGCGGGCCCACGUGGACCCGGGCGGCGGCGGGAGCGGAGCCGGUGCCCCGCGCGGGGGAGGGGGCGCCGCCACCGGUUCCCCUUUCUGCAGCUCGGAGCCCGGGGAAGUGGUUGCUCAAGGGGGGGCCGGAAGAGCCCCGGUUUCCGCGCCUCCCGCCCCCGGCCCGGUGGGGAGGGCCCGGCGGGACGCCCUGCGCGCCCCCGCCCCGCGCCUGGCAGCCGCUCGCUCCGGGCCGGCCGGGCUGACCCGGGCUCCCGCCGCCUCCAGACCCCCGCAGGGCCCCCCGCCCGCGGACCCGGGUCGCUGCAGCGCGCCCUUCGGCAGCGGGUGGGGCCCCGCGGGAACCCGGCCCUCCCGCCCGCGCCUCGCCCCUGGGCCGAUGACCCCCAGGCUGUGGUGAGGGUCCCGGAGCCAGCACCACGGAGCCCGGGCGACCUCCUCCACCCACCCAUGCCCACCCCGCAUGAGGCUGAGAAGCAGCACACAGGGCCAGAGGAGGCAGGCCGGCCCCCCUCGAUGUCCAGUCAUGACGCGGCCCCCCCGGCUGCCCCCAGCCGCAACCCCUGCUGCUUGUGCUGGUGUUGCUGUUGCAGCUGCUCCUGGAACGAGGAGCGGCGGCGCGCGUGGCGAGCCUCCCGGGACAACAAGCUGCAGCCCCUGCCCAGCUGUGAGGCGUGCGCCACGCCAAGCCCCGAGGAGGUGCGGAGCUGGGCGCAGUCGUUCGACAAGCUGAUGCACAGCCCGGCGGGCCGCGGCGUGUUCCGGGAGUUCCUGCGCACGGAGUACAGCGAGGAGAACAUGCUCUUCUGGCUGGCGUGCGAGGAGCUCAAGGCCGAGGCCAACCAGCACGUGGUGGACGAGAAGGCCAGGCUCAUCUACGAGGACUACGUGUCCAUCCUGUCCCCCAAGGAGGUGAGCCUGGACUCCCGGGUGCGGGAAGGCAUCAACAAGAAGAUGCAGGAGCCGUCCGCGCACACCUUCGACGACGCGCAGCUGCAGAUCUACACGCUCAUGCACCGGGACUCCUACCCCCGUUUCCUCAGCUCCCCCACCUACCGCGCCCUGCUGCUCCGGGGGAGCUCCCAGUCCUCCCACGAGGCCUAGGCCGCCCGGCACAGCAGCACCGACACGGACCCCGGCGGGGGGCAAAGACUCGGUGACCCGCACCAGUGUGUGUGUCAGCAGGCGUCCGGCACGCCCAUGGGCGCAGCACCCCUGGGGGCAGCCCCGGAUGGGAGCCCCCGAGGUCCCGCCGAGGGGCAGGUGUGAGGGCCUCCGGGACGCUGGCUGGCCGAGGGCUCCUGCCGGGGCUCCUGUGCGGGGGCAGCGGUCACGGAUCCAGAAGCCUCCCCAGGCAGCCGGGGACCUUGACAGACGCCUUAGAUGGGAAGCAGAGCCUCUGUACUGUCGAGCUGUGACGCAAGGACACCCUCCAACUCAUGCUGUCUGCACUCAGAUCAGACCCAGAACCUCAGAACUAGGCUCAAGGCAACAGGAGCCAGUUUCUUUUUUAUAUUUUCAUUAAUUUUAAACCUGGAAACAUGUCCUUACUGUAUUUUAUCAAAAAAAGAAAAAGAUGUUUUCAUAUUUA
Nyctereutes procyonoides (raccoon dog) is the source of this 1631-nucleotide messenger RNA. RefSeq names its product regulator of G protein signaling 19 (gene RGS19). The record is from RefSeq and is a predicted model, not a curated record. Bases 491 to 1144 code for a protein of 217 amino acids. NCBI's taxonomy places the organism in Eukaryota, Metazoa, Chordata, Mammalia, Carnivora, Canidae. The transcript is spliced from 6 exons.